Jatropha curcas is the source of this 1801-nucleotide messenger RNA. Its product is annotated as anthocyanidin 3-O-glucosyltransferase 2. The record is from RefSeq and is a predicted model, not a curated record. Gene Ontology annotation, molecular function: UDP-glucosyltransferase activity. NCBI's taxonomy places the organism in Eukaryota, Viridiplantae, Streptophyta, Magnoliopsida, Malpighiales, Euphorbiaceae.
AUGGAAGAAGCACAGCUGGUAUUCGUCCCUGUCCCUGGUAUGGGCCAUCUUAUAUCCAUGGUGGAACUGGCAAAGCUUCUUCUUAACCGCCACCACCAACUGACCAUCACUGUCCUUAUCAUGAAGCUAUCAAAUUAUGAUUUCAAUGUUAUUGAAAAUUAUACUCAAUCAGUUGCAGCCUCCACUUCUUUAUCAAAUCGAAUCAGAUUCAUGGACUUACCCAAAGAUGAGCCUGAAGUAUUUGGUUUUUCUUCUUUUAUUGAGAGGCAGAAACCUCAUGUCAAACAAAUUGUUUCUGAGAUCACAAAAAAUGAGUCUAAUUCGCCUCGACUCAUUGGUUUAGUGCUUGAUAUGUUCUGCACGCCGAUGAUAGAUGUUGCUAAUGAUUUUGGUCUUCCAUCUUACAUUUUCUUUACUUCAAGUGCAGCUUUUCUUGGUUUCAUGCUUCAUAUGCAGGUGAUUUGUGAUGAACAAAAAGCUAAUCCGACUGAGUUGAAGGAAUUGAACCCUGAGUUGGUAGUCCCCAGUUUGGUAAAUCCAUUUCCUACUAAGGUUAUGCCCUCUGCGCUGUUAGGAAAAGAGAUUCUUCCUCCUUUGCAAAACUUUAGAAGGUUUAAGGAAGUUAAGGGAAUUAUUGUAAAUACGUUCUUCGAGUUAGAAUCCUAUGCCAUUGAGUCUUUUUCUGAUGGAAAAGUUAAAAACCUCUCUCCCUUGUAUCCAGUUGGUCCGAUUCUGAAUCUGGGUGAUGAUGGAAGAAGCAAACAUCAAGAAAUCAUGCAAUGGCUUGAUAAUCAGCCUGCAUCAUCGGUGGUGUUCUUGUGCUUUGGGAGCAUGGGAAGUUUGAGUGAGGAUCAAGUGAAAGAGAUUGCCAAUGCACUAGAGCAUAGUGGACAUCGAUUCUUAUGGUCCCUACGUCGACCACAUCCCCCAACAGGUAGAAUGGAGGCUCCAAGUGACUACGAUAAUCCACAGGAAGUUCUACCUGAAGGAUUCUUAGAUCGAAUGGCUGGGAUUGGAAAGGUAGUUGGAUGGGCUCCACAAGCAGCAAUUUUAGCACAUGAAGCUAUAGGAGGAUUUGUUUCUCACUGUGGAUGGAAUUCUAUGUUGGAGAGCAUAUGGUAUGGUGUUCCAGUUGCAGCAUGGCCAAUAUAUGGAGAUCAACAAUUUAAUGCUUUUGAAAUGGUGAUUGAAAUAGGAUUAGCUGUGGAAAUUAAAAUGGAUUAUAGGAAAGACAGCGAAAUAAUUGUAAGUUGCGAUGAAAUUGAAAGAGGAAUAAGGUCUGUGAUGGAGCUGGAUAGUGAAAAAAGAAAGAAAGUGAAGCAGAUGAGUGAAAGAAGCAGAAUGACUAUAAUGGAAGGAGGAUCUUCAUAUAUGUGGUUAGAUCGUCUAAUGAAAGAUGUCAUGGACAAUAUGUCAUAAUUAAAACAUUCCCAUUAUCUCAAUGGACAAUAUGCCCAUCUUAGUCGAACAGUGAGCAGAACUACACCUUUUGUUUUUAAGUUAGACUUUAUAAUUUUAUUUGUCAUUUUUCUUUCCUUCCAAUUUUGCAAAUGUUGCCGGCCAUGGUUCCAACUCAAGGAUGUAUUCUGCUUCAAUUAUCUUUUGCUUAGUUUAGAAUGUUUAAGAAUUUGUUACAUAUGCCAAUCGCUCUCUUUUCUAUUUUGACUAGAAACAAACACAUCCAAAUUUUUCUUUAUCGUCAAUCGCGGUGAUAGAUCUGCUAUGCCCAUAUGUAAGGUUUUACAAAGAGUCUACUUCAUAUUCUGUACGUAAGAAAAUAAUGAGAUAACUUGUUUGUAUA